AUGCGUAAAUACAUGCAUUUCCAACCACGGGAUUACAAUUCCGAAGCUUCGACCUCACAAAGCUAUUAUCAACCCAAAUAUUCAGCGCCAAAACCUGAGCAUCGGCAGUCGAAUCGGCCUUGUAAGUUUUUAAAAUGAUUUUAAAAUUUAACUAGAGGGCUAUUAAUUUAUAGCCAAACAGAUAUUGUUCUAAAGCAAUUUGCAAUAGAAAAUAAUGUUAAAAGUAGGGGGACAUAGCUGCAAGUUUUUUCUAGAAGGGUGGAAACCAAAAAAGAAUUGGUUUACUAGUAACUGUACGCUCAUUUUUCAAAGUACAGGUUCUAGUGGAAUACCUGUGGAAUUUUUUUUUGGGCGGCUAUUAGGGAGGUGAACCCAUUCCUAUUCCCCUUCCUAAUUUAAAAACAUCUUUAGUCAGGAAGAGUACAAUAUUUUGUAUCUAGGGAAUGAAAAAAAUUGUGAUCUCUACCUGCAAGAUAAAAUAAAUUUUUUUUGAGUUUUACAGGGAGUACCAUGUGCAAUAUUAAAAAAAAAUUUUUUGAAAGAAUAGCUUUUUGGCUCUUUCCUCUUUUUAAAAAAGGUUUUUUAACGUUAAGCGCGGCAUGUUCGUUAUAUUAUAAAAAAUAAAAAAUUUUUUAAAAUUUUUGUUUUUUUUUGCUUAAAUACCUAUUACAACAAAAAAAUUUUUUUUUGUUUUUUUGUUAUCUAAAGACUGGCAAUGCCACUUUUACAAACUAACAGUACAACAACCAAAACAAAAAGUUUUCUAUUGUACUAUAGUAGUACUAAACCCAAACAAUAUUAAUGCAUCAUUAGUACUGAACCUAAACUAUUUUGACACUUUAAAGUAACAAACCCAAACAUUAUUACUCUUUUACUGUACUGAACCUAAACUAUAUUAACCUUCGAGCACUAAACUUAAACUUCAAAGCCCCGACUGAACUUAACUCUCUCAAAAAGCCUUUAAACCAGCCUAAACUCAAGUCUCAAUGCUUGAAGUUACAAACGAACGAAAUUGUGUUUAUAACUGUAAACAAAUUACCUUCGCUUAUGACUCCUAUUGUGUCGUCGCCGGAGGGCAAACUUUAAAAAUUUUUCUUGAGAUUAGUUUUUCCGUUAGAGAUUUGGGCGAAACAUUUAAAUCUCAUUUGGACAAAUUUCGCUGGGCCCAGCUUAUCCCACUUAGCUUUGUACGGAAAUAACCUUUUUUUCGACGACGACAGCCUCGGGGCUUCAUGUUCAUGGAAGGUGAGGUUUGAGGUUAUAUCGUGGUAGGGGUGGCAAUUGAAAUAGUAAAGGUAUUUAUUAAAAGUCAGGGGUAAGUAUAUAUAAAGGUGAGGUUUGAGGUUAUAUUGUGGUCAAGAUAAAAACUAAAAUGGCAAGAGCAAUAAUUAAAAUGGCAGGGGUAAAACUAUAAAGCUGAGGUUUGAGAUUAUCUUUUGGCAAAGGUGGCAUUGUAAAAUUGGGGUGCAAGGUUAAGUAGUGGUAAUGGUAGCGUCUAAAUGGCAAGGGUAACAAUAUUAAAAAGAGGCUUGCAGUCGUAUUUUGGCAAGGGUAAAAUUAUGCUUACUUUUUGCUUAAUGGUAGUUUUAAGGUUUAUAUUAGUGCAUAUUGCACAUGUAAAACAUUCAGGCACAAGCAUGAUAUUGUAGUAACUUUUUGGCAUAAUCACAGUUGGGGUAGAUCUAUCGUUGAUUUUCUUGGCAUGGGGUAAAUAUUAAAGUAUUAGUAUGCUGCGGGUCAAUUUGAGGGUAAUUUUUGGCAUUAGGGUGCAUUAAAGGCUGAUUUUCAGCUAUUUUGAUGCUUUACCCUGCCCUUCUUUUCCCUUUCUUAUCUUACUCUACCCUACCUCGCUUUUUCACAACAAUUUUAAAAUUUUUAAAAAUUUUUUUUAAUUUUGAAAUUUCAAAAAAAUGCCUUAACUACAAAAAUUUCUUAAAAAAUAUUUUUAAAAACAAAAUAUUUAAAAAAUACUAUUAUACAAAACUUCAAAUAAUAAAAAAAAUUGCUCAGUUCCAGCCCAACCCAAUCAGCCUUCAUUGCCCCGCUCUCUGGAAACUUCAGCACGAUAUGCGAGUGAAGCCCGUCUGAAUCCGCCAAAAGCUUCGAGUGCAUCAGUGAUCGUAUUUGCAUUUGCACUAAGUGGGAUCAUUCUAAUAUUCUUAUUGUUUUACUUUUUAUCAAGAAUAUGUUCACCUAAGGCUGACGAUGACAUAAAGGAUGUGGAGUCGAGUCGGAAUGAUUCGAAACAAACUUUUGGCAAGAAAAGCAGUAAGUUUUCGUUAUUUUAAUGAUUUCAAAAGUUUGAAAUACUUAUUUUGCAUUUUUAUCAUAGUUAAAAUACGGGUUUCUUCAUUUGUAACCAGUGAAAAAGUUUUAUUUACACUAUUUUCAAGGCUUAAAAACGACACAACUUUUGCUGACGGGGAUUUUUAUUUUAAAAGUAUAAUAUUAAUAUUGCAAAACGGUUAAAAGAAAGACCUUUGUUCUGCUACUAAAGUAUAAUAUUUUAAUGAAUUAAUCUUUUUCUGGGUUCAAAUUUCUACUAUAAUAUAAUUUACUCUAUGAUACUAAACCCAGCGCAUAUUACCUGCACAGAGAUUAACCACGUUUUUGGCCACCCUGCUUUGAAUUUUAAUCUAAAAACGUUUAAAUUGGCCUUUCGGAGUUUUAAAAAUAGAUUUUUUUUGCAAAAAUGUAAUUCGAUAUUACUACGGUAGCUAUAAUUUUAAAAAUUAAAAAAUUUUUUUUUGUUAUUUUUUCUCCCCCCACCUUUAAACGAUUUUAUUAGCUGUAGAAGUUACAUAUGGCAUAAGCUUUGGCGGUGCGACUUUUGCGGACAAACCUUUGCGGACAGACAGUUGCGGACAAUAUUUCAGUGUCCGCAAAAGUCUGAAAAAAUGACAGAUGCGGACACACAAUGUCCGCAUCUGUCCUUCACGGUCGCAUUUGCGGACAGACACUUGCGGACACUAUUCCUCUGUCCGCAAAAAACAUAAAGAAUGACACUUGCGGACACCAGAAGUCUUGUCGCUGUCCGCAAGUGUCGGAGAUACAGACAUUUGCGGACACUGCACUGCAUAUACUACCCUACCCUAUCCAGCACUACCCUAUCCUACUGUACCGUACCGUUCCGUACCUUAGCCUUUCUACCCUACCCUACACCACCCUACCCCACCCUACCCUACCCUACCGUAUCGUACCCUACCGCACCCUCCCUACCCUACCCUACCUUUCCUACCGUACCGUACCGUACCCUACCGUACGUACCCUACCCUACCCUUCCUACUGUACUGUGCCGUACCCUACCCUACCCUACCCUACCCUACCCUACCCUACCCCCACCCUACCGUACCCUACCCCUACCCUACCCUGCCCUGCCCUGCCCUGCCCUGCUCUGCCCUGCCCUACCCUACCCUACACCACCCUACCGUACCCUACCCUACCCUACCCUACCCUACCCUGCCCUGCCCUGCUCUGCCCUGCCCUACCCGUUCCCACGAAGUGUAAAUCACUCGGGUAGGGUAGGGUAGGAAAGGGAGGGUACGGUAGGGUAGUAAAGGUAAGGUACGGUACAGUAGGAUAGGGUACGGUAGGACUGGAUAGAUAGGGCUAGGGUACGGUAGGGUAGAAAGGGUAGGGUACGGCACGGUACAGUAGGAAAGGUAGAGUAGAGUACGAUACGGUACGGUAGGGUACGAUACGGUAGGGUAGGGUGGUGUAGGGUAGGGUAGAGCAGGGUAGGAAAGGUAGGGUAGGGAGGGUAAGGUACGGCGGGGAGGGCUGGAUAGGUAGGGCUAGGGUACGGUAGGGUGGGGUAGAGUAGAGUAGGGUAGGGCAGGGUAGGGUAAGGUAGGGUAGGGUAGGGUACGGCACAGUACAGUAGGAAGGGUAGGGUAGGGUACGUACGGUAGGGUACGGUACGGUAGGGUAGGAAAGGUAGGGUGGGGUAGGGUAGGGUAGGAAGGCUAGGGUACGGAACGGAACGGUACAGUAGGAUAGGGUAGUGCUGGAUAGGGUAGGGUAGUAUAUGCAGUGCAGUGUCCGCAAGUGUCAUUCUUUAUGUUUUUUGCGGACAGAGGAAUAGUGUCCGCAAAUGUCUGUCCGCAAAUGCGACCGUGAAGGACAGAUGCGGACAUUGUGUGUCCGCAUCUGUCAUUUUUUCAAACUUUUGCGGACACUGAAAUAUUGUCCGCAACUGUCUGUCCGCAAAGGUUUGUCCGCAAGUGUGACCCCGCCAUAAGCUUUAUUUGUUAAGGUGGUAGCUCAUUGACUUAGAUAUAAAUUUAUUUAAUUGUAGAACGGUCGAUCCCUAUUGAUAUUGUUGUAGCUCAGUCUAUUUGCCAUUUUAAACAAGGGGGAUUUGUUAAAAGUAAAUGUAAAUCCUUGCGUCAUUUUGACCAAUUCUGAGGAUUAACCAGUAAAAGUUUGCAAAGAACAUAGCUAGUGUUUUUACAUGGAUAUAUUCAUAAACUGAAAUAUGACGGAACUCUUGUAUAAAAAACUUUCUUAUAAUUAAAAUCGGAAAUACUUUACUCUAUUCUACCUUACCCUACAUUACCCUACCUUACCCUACUCUGCCCUAUCCUAUUCACCGUACCUUGCCCUAAGCUAUUAUAUUUAUAGGUAAUGUAUGUCAGAGAAUAAAAUAAAACUAUUGCUUGCAAGAGGGAUCUCUGUGCUGUCUUUUAUCCUUAUUAUACCAGAGUAUUAAUGCCCAAAAAGUAUCAAUUUCAAAGUCAUCUGGUUUGGUCUACUAUGCUUUCUAUAAUAUAUUUUUUACAGACUCUUUAUAACGAAUCUACAUUUUUUAAACCUUGAAAGACAUAGGAGAUUUACUAAAAUUUUUAGUAUGGCAUUUUAAGACUUUGGCGACACACAUCUUAAUUUUGGAAUAUUAUUGUUAAUAUGUAAAGUAGCAAUUAAAGAGAUGUAAUUUUUGCAAGGAUUUGGCUUCUUAAGGUUUAAAGAUUGAAAUGGAUAUGAUAAGUACUAUGACUGUGACAUCAAAGGUACUAUAUACUUUGUGGUUCUUGUCUUGCAAAAUAAAGGUACUGACUGAGGCGGGCGGGGUAUUUGUGGUCUAAGAGGGGGAGUGGGUAAAAAAUUAAGCUUUUUUUUUAAAAACUUCAAACAAAUCUUUCGUUGCGGGACCAAGCUGGCAACUUGAGGCCUCGGUCUAAGUCACUACUUGCGGGCUUACAUGGGCCAGACCGGGCAAGUUUCCAAAUUUGCGUUAAUUCAAUGGCUAGUUAAAGACGGAACGGGCCUAGUGGCUUCCUUUCAGGUCCAAUUUAAACUCAUCUCUUUGUCAUUCCAUUGACUUUUGUUAGGAUUAGAUUGUCUGUCGCUACGGGAAAUGAUUCAUAACUUUAUUGGACUUCCGUCGUAUUAACUGUAGAUUAGAGUUGUAGUACCUAUUAUGACAUCUUUUGAGCUUUUACCGGGAAUUCAAUGUAAUUAAGGGGUGUUUUACAGUAAAAAACAGUGUUUAUAGUAUUAACAAGUAUAUUACAGGAUUGAAACAAUUAGCAAGUAUAUUACAAUAGAAUAUAACCAUAUGAUAUCUUAUGUGUAACUGUAUACUGACUUAUAAAAAGAAGUUUAUAUUAACUUAUAUAAAGCUUUAUGUCAACCUAUAUACACCUACACUUCAACUAAAUUUUCUAUUUUCAGCCAUUGACAGCCCCCGUCACGUGCUCUACCCCAAACGAAUCUACGAGAUUCAAGCCGAGGAAGGAUAUUAUUCUUCCCUCCCUUCUAUUACUCAAUCCGAAACCUCCACAUGUAAUAGCGUAGUCGUGCUGAAGCCAAGUGGUGGUGUCGACACAAAGAAACGAGUCCAACGAGAACGAAGCUUCAGCUUAUUGUUGAGGAAACUGACAACAGCCUCAGCACCUUUGAAUAUGGACCAAGACGAACAAAUAUGCCAAAUCAAUGCUGUAUAG
This is a messenger RNA of Bursaphelenchus okinawaensis, 5945 nucleotides long. NCBI's taxonomy places the organism in Eukaryota, Metazoa, Nematoda, Chromadorea, Rhabditida, Aphelenchoididae. The record is from the annotation of a GenBank genome assembly.